AUGGAUCCUGAUCAUGUAGAUAUUUCUUUCGAGGCCAAGCAUGGAGCUCUCUUGCAAGAAACACCUUUUGCUCUACCAUUCCACUUGCGAGUUCGCAUUUUACGAUACUUGAUUUCGUUGGACCGUCAAGAUUAUAUCGACGCGCCGGCUAGUUGGCACAAUGCGCAGAUUCGUCGCUCUCAUGUUGUUGAAGAUGGAUACGACAAACUGAACAACCUUGGGCAUAAUUUGAAGCGAACUGUUCAGAUAUCUUUCGUCAAUCAAGAGGGGCUGCAAGAAGCAGGGAUCGACGGAGGAGGGCUCUUCAAGGAAUUCGUCAACACGAUUUCGUUGCAGGCAUUCAACCCUUCUUAUGGCCUUUUCUGCACCACAGGACAAAACCUAUUGUUCCCAAACCCUCAAUCUUUCAAUGUAAAUCCAUGGGCUGGGUCGGUAGAUGAUUUGAGUUUGUUUGAAUUCUUUGGGAGGAUUGUCGGGAAGGCAAUUUAUGAUGGAAUUCUGAUUGAGCUCCGGCUAGCUCCUUUCUUUCUACGAAAGAUGUUGGGCAAGGAGAUGUUUUUUGAUGAUUUGGAAUCCCUCGACCCUGAACUGCACAAGAAUCUUUUACAUCUCAAGAACUACGAUGGAGACUUUGAGAUGUUAAGUCUGAACUUUGAAGUCGUUGAGGAUCAUUUUGGACAAGCGCGGACAACUGAGCUAGUUGAAGGUGGAAGGGAUAUCGCGGUCACUGCCGACAACGUUCUUCAGUACAAGAACCUGAUGCUCGACUACUGGUUGAACAAGCGAAUUGCUCGCCAGAGUCUGGCAUUUAUGAAGGGGAUUUCCGACUUGAUAAGACCGAAAUGGAUUAGAAUGUUUAGUCCAGAUGAGCUUCAGAUGUUGAUCUCUGGAUCCGUCAGCCCGGUCGAUCUAGAGGACCUUCGUGCAAAUUGUGUUUACGGAGGAGGAUACAAUGCAGAGCAUGAAUCGAUAAAGAUAUUUUGGGAUGUUUUGAGCACUUUCGACUCGAAGCAGAGGGAAGACCUCCUCAUGUUCGUCACGAGCUGCUCUCGUCCACCUCUCCUUGGCUUCAAGGAGCUCCAUCCCAGCUUCUGCAUCCAGAAGACCUCUCAUUCUGCCGAGGAGGCUAACUCAAGAUUGCCCACGGCCAGCACGUGCAUGAACCUCCUCAAGCUGCCGGCCUAUUCCGACCCCAAGGCCUGCAGGGAGCGGCUCCUGUACGCCAUCAGCGCAGGCGCAGGGUUUGAAUUGUCGUAAGGCGCCUUUGACGAGAAGGAGAGACGUGUACAUAGCAGUUACUGUGAUCUAGCUUGUUUGGGGAGGAAGGGAAAGGCGUUUUACACCCAGUUUACUUUGAAAACCAAAGAAACAGC
This is a messenger RNA of Guillardia theta CCMP2712, 1373 nucleotides long. RefSeq lists its product as hypothetical. Bases 1 to 1257 code for a protein of 418 amino acids. The transcript has 13 exons. Gene Ontology annotation, molecular function: ubiquitin protein ligase activity. Gene Ontology annotation, biological process: ubiquitin-dependent protein catabolic process; protein polyubiquitination. NCBI's taxonomy places the organism in Eukaryota, Cryptophyceae, Pyrenomonadales, Geminigeraceae. The record is from RefSeq and is a predicted model, not a curated record.